Penicillium malachiteum is the source of this 2208-nucleotide messenger RNA. RefSeq lists its product as uncharacterized. The transcript has 2 exons. Bases 1 to 2208 code for a protein of 735 amino acids. The record is from RefSeq and is a predicted model, not a curated record. Lineage: Eukaryota; Fungi; Ascomycota; Eurotiomycetes; Eurotiales; Aspergillaceae.
AUGGAAGACAACGACGAUGACUACUUCUCCGAUGACUUCGAUUCUCUACCCCCGGGUACAUUGUUCGAGCUAGAACAAAGUGCCUUUCAAGCAACUCAAGCGCAAGCAUCUCAGUAUCAACAUGUUCAAGCCCAGCAAAACAAUAACCUCCUACCUGGCCAGGUCAACACGGCUGCUCAGACGACCUCGACUCUGAAACCGCCACCUCGUCUGCAUACUGGAUUAACGAACGACUAUGAUACACUCGAAGUGGGGGAAUUGGAGGCGGAGGUGUAUGACAAUGGAACUAAAUCCGUGACGCCUGCUCAAGGCCAUCCAAUGCAGCAUCAAUGGGUUAUGGAUGGCACGAUGGAUGAUGUGAUGGAUUUGGACGAUAACCCGCAAGGGAACAUCCAUCAGUGGAAUUUACAUAUAGAGCAGUUGGAACGGGAAAAAGAAUCAAUGCGCCGAGAAUUAAACGAAGCGAAAGCGCAAGUGGAAACCAAGGCUGGUGAAAUCGCAAUCAUCCGAUCUAAACAAAACAGAAUGGUUGAGGAAUAUGAUCGCAAGAUGGCGGCUUUGCGAAAGGCUAUGACUGAUCAGGCGACAGAACAUAAGGAAGCGGUUGAAGCGGCAAUGUCUGAAGGGAAGAUGCUAGCUACGGAGAACAUCUUUCUACAGCAUGAUUUAGCAGAGGAGGCACAUCAACUGCGCAACUUCAAGUCGAAGCAUCGAAACGAGGAGAGGAACCCGCCUGUCACACCUAGGAAGAACCGAGUCCUUCCAUUCCGAGAUGGCUUCGAUGACGAUGAAAUGGCUGCGGUCUCGCCUAGUAAAUCCGCGGCUCGGUCGAAACGAGCGACUCCGACAGUGCCUGGAAAGCGAAAACGACAGUCCAGUCAAGAUAGCCCUGCCCGGUUACAGUUGAGUCCUGCCGGCGAGCCGAUGAUGAUUGAUGCUCCUACUACUUCCGAUCCGUCAUUCGAGGACAUCGCUCCUUCUAUUGGGUCAAUCGAACGCGAUCAGCGUGUGAUGAAACGCCUAUUAAAUCAUCGCAUGCUUCCUGGUCAAGAAACCGAUAUUGAGGCCUUAGCCAAGAUCUCCUUCCCUUCUCAACCGACUCGACCUAUUUCCAGCAUUCUCUUGGAUGACCUAGCUAGGUUGGACAAGGGCAGCUUUGUGGUGGAACACAUAUAUACGAUCGGGUCUCUCUGGCAGCGUGCCUUGACAGAACGUUUCUACGAGCCCGUCCCUCGAUUUAUGACGGUCGUUCGAUACGUCCUAAUGAUGAAUGACAUCCCCCUUCCAGACCUGCUCCAACCUCUUAUCGUCGUACUGCAAGAUUCCGUUGAGGUAAAUGCAGUUCCUCGUUUUCGAUUUUCACCCGCCGCACGAGAAAAAGCAAGGAUACCACGACAGACACCGCAAUCAGAUCUCCAGCCACUCGUUGACUCAACAGAAGCUCUACGUCUACUAUACCAUAUCUCAUCCGAGCUGCUCCACGUGAAAAGCGUACUGGACGAUUUCUGGCGCCAGAUUCGACAUACAUUCAUGCUAGUCAUGCUCCACGGUUCACAGCCCUUGAAAGAUAUCGUUCUCAUCAUGAAUCUCCUAUCAACAAGUAUUCGCCCAGAUUCAUUUGGCCCAAUAAUGCCUUCAGAAGGAGAACAGGGUGAUGUACAGCGAUGGAUCGUCGAUCGACUCUCCCAUAUGCUCAGUGAACCUGCACAACCAGAUGAAGGCAUUGAUCCUUACACUCCACACGAUAUCUGUGCAAUGCGACUCGAGGUCCUACUCUUACUAGAGUCAUUAGCAUUUAAUCCCGCUGCGCCAACAAGGGAACACGGUAGUGCGAUUAUUGCCGCGCAUCCGAACGCGUUAGCUCGAUUAUUUCGUUCGAUGCACGAUGAACUCGAUGCAUUGUAUUCCUCACCACCGGAAAAGGAUCUUCGAGUUGCACUUGUUAACGGGUUAAUGCGUUUGAUAUUCGGUGUUAUGCGUCGUCAUGCCUCGUCUAUUAAUAUGCAAGAGAAACUGGCGCGUGUUUCAGGGAGUAAGCAGAAACAUCUUGUUGUUCUUACUCGACUCGCAUUCUGUGAUGGCUCGGUCCUUGAAGCUGGUAUCGAUGAUGAGACUGUUGAUAUGGCGCAUGAGUUAUUAGAAGAGUGGACGAAUCCUCAAGAGGCGGAGUCUCUUGCGGAGGUUUUCCCUAGUUCUAGGCGGGAUUGA